GGCGGAAAUGGGGCGCGGGGGCUGAUGGGAACUCUGUUACAUACAGGAAGACCAGAGACACGGAACCGAGAGACCAAACACACCCACUGAGCUAGACUGGAGAGAGGGAGGAAAAAAAGCUCGCUUGAAACAUAUUGGGGUUUGUCAGAAGGUGAAGGCAUGGCAGAGCUGGCGAAUCUGGUGCAGAGGUUGGAGGUUGCGGUUGGUCGUCUGGAGGCCAUUUCCAGCAGUGGAGGUGCAGGUGGCUGUCCUGUAGCUGGUGGAGCUGUAUCUGCAUAUGUGGAGGCUUUCGAUGGCCUGAUCUCAGGCUCUGUUGCUGAGUACAUUACCCUGAGUCAGAAGAUAGGUGGUGAUGUUCUGAAGCAUGCUGAUAUGAUGAAGCAAGCUUUUACCUGUCAGAGGCAACUUUUGGUGACUGCCUCCUGCUCUCAGAAACCCUCUGAUGCCAUUCUGACAUCUCUGCUGGCUCCAGUGUCUAAAGUGAUCCAGCAAGUGCAGGCGUUCAGAGAGCAGAACCGUUCCUCUCCUCUCUUCAACCACCUCUCUGCAGUCAGUGAAAGUGUGCCCGCACUGGGCUGGGUUGCCAUGGCCCCUAAGCCUGGUCCUUAUGUCAAGGAAAUGCAGGAUGCUGCCAUGUUCUAUACAAACCGUGUGCUGAAAGAUUACAAAGACAAGGACAAAACUCAUGUUGACUGGGUUAAGGCCUAUUUGUCAAUCUGGACUGAGCUGCAAGCAUACAUAAAGCAGCACCACACCACUGGGCUGGUCUGGAGCAAGAGUGGUCCAGUUGCCUCAGCAUCUGGAGCUUCUUCUGCUCCAAGUGGAGGUGCUGCUCCUCCUCCUCCUCCUGGCCCCCCUCCUCCACCUGCUGCUCUGGACAAGGCAGGAGGUGGAGAUGCAGAGACAAGUCGUAAUGCCCUCUUUGCCUCCCUUAACAAAGGAGCUGAUAUAACUAAAGGGUUGAAGCAUGUGUCCAAUACCCAGAAGACCCAUAAGAACCCUCAGCUGAGAUCUCAGACAGGCCCUCUGCACUCUGGACCUAAACCUUUCUCAUCUGCUCGACCAACUGCCAGUGCUGCCCAGGCUCGCUCUCUGCCUCCAGUGCUGGAGCUAGAAGGCAAAAAAUGGAGAGUGGAGAACCACGAUGGUGCUCAGGGUCUCGUGAUCAGUGAGACAGAGCUCAAACAGGUGGUGUAUGCCUUCAAGUGCAGCAACAGCACACUGCAAAUAAAGGGAAAGAUCAACUCAAUCACUGUAGACAACUGCAAGAAGUUGGGCCUUGUUUUUGAUGAUGUUGUGGGUAUUGUGGAAUUUAUCAACUGCAAGGAUGUGAAAAUUCAGGUUCUGGGCAAGGUUCCAACCAUUUCCAUCAAUAAGACUGAUGGUUGCCAUGUGUACCUGAGUAAGGACUCCCUGUCGUGCGAGAUCGUCAGUGCCAAGAGCUCAGAGAUGAAUGUGCUGGUGCCUGGCAAAGAUGGAGACUUUACUGAAAUCCCAGUCCCUGAGCAAUUUAAAACCGUAUGGGAUGGCAAAAAGCUGGUCACUUCAGCCACAGAGAUUGCCGGAUAAAGGUGUCACCUGUGAUAUUUCACCCCCCUUUGCCAAUGCCUACCUGACUGAGUGACCAACCAGCCAAUCACAAAUGAACCUGAAAUGCUAAUUGUAUAAACACACUUCCCAUUAGCCAAUCAAAGGGGUGGCUGAACAUUCCUUAAACCAGUGAGACGGCUGUUUGCUUUCUGCAGAUUAAUGAAACAUUUCAUUCCAUUUGAUGUUUAAUAGCAAUUCCUUCGUUGCCAACAAUCAAGUUGUUUUGCUGUUUUCAAGCAUUCCAAGGAAAAUAAAACGAACAGCCAAAAUUAUGCAUAUUUUCUUUAUAUUUGUUAGUUGUUUUUAUCUAUUUUUUGGUCUUGAGUUGACUUUCCUUUUUUUUUUUUCUUCUUUGCUUUAAGUUGUUUCCAGGUGUGGGAGUCUUGGUAAUUUCUGUUCUAUAUAUGCAAAUCUGUCCUAAAGCACACAUAUAACACUUAAAAAAAAAGAAAUCUGACAUUUCAAGAGCAAAUAAAACCUAGAUUUGUGGUGUCACUGAAAUCGGAUGACUAACUGGAGCAAAUGAUGGAUUUAGCACUUAUUGGUAACUUAUUGGUAUAUUUUAUUCUUACAAUUUUAACAAAAGUAAUGUUAAGAUACUGUAAUAAACCAAUUUCCUCCAUUUCUUAAUGUAUGCCAGCACACAGCACAUUUUCUAAAGCACUGUAAAGUAACAUUCCAUGAUGUAACAAAUUAAGUGGUACAAUAAGGAUGGUGGAUAUUUAUGUAGAAAUAUCCUUGUUUAACUUUUUCUUUCUUUUACUUAAAGAAUUGUUUAGGCAUAAAUGCAGCUUCAAAAUUCAGCUUGCCUCUAGAUGCAAGCAUCAUCAAAUUGGGCAGUCUAUGAAUUAGUUAUUUAAUUAUUUCUUAUGAUGCUCAGUAUAAUCCUCAAGAUGAUGUAUCAUUCAUUUUUACUUAAUACUCUUUUGCACUCAUAGCACUCAGCCAUGUAAAAUCUUACUUUGUAUUGGUAAUUUGUCUUUUUAGGUUAGAGUUUGGUCAACAGUUCUGCUCAUUAUUAGUAAGAUCAAAUUUUUAAAAUAAGAACAAUGAAUAAGCCACUUUGUUCUGUCAUAACUUUGCUUUGAAUUUUGUAGUAAAGAAUUCUCAACAGUCA
Molecule: messenger RNA, 2707 nt
Organism: Silurus meridionalis
Lineage: Eukaryota; Metazoa; Chordata; Actinopteri; Siluriformes; Siluridae
Gene: cap1
Product: CAP, adenylate cyclase-associated protein 1 (yeast)
Biological process (GO): cell morphogenesis; regulation of adenylate cyclase activity; cytoskeleton organization
Cellular component (GO): cytoplasm
Molecular function (GO): adenylate cyclase binding; actin binding
Source: RefSeq, a predicted model, not a curated record